AUGUUUACCGAGAAAGAAGUCCGUGUGCAGUUGUUGUUGGCUUUCUUCUUCGUAGCUGCACUUACUUACCAAGACGUUGAAGGUAUAAAAGAGAAUAUUCAUCGCUGUAUUUUGUUUUUACACUUAUUUUUAUUUUUUGACUUUUUUGUAUUUCCCAGCGCUGAGUAUCAAAACUGGAAUAUGCAAUUUCACCAUUACUACUCCUGGUCUGUUUGCGUGUGAAAAGGUUUCCUUUGAGAAUUCUUUCAAUGGCGGGCAGGAUGUGAAAGUUUUCGUUUCCAAAAACCACGCAACAAACAGUUAUAGUGGUGGAGAUGGCGCGGCUAUUUGGGUGGAAUCUGUGGAUAAUAAAGAAUUUACGGUUUGUGUUUUGGAGUACGGAGAUGGUUCUAGUGGGACUACGAAAGUGAACUGGAUGGCGCUGCGAUCUGCUCCUGUUGGCGCUCAACUAGACACCGUCUCGUUGGAUUCUUGGUCCACUGGAGAAAAGUGUAAAAGGAUCGCCUUUGAAAAGGUUAACAUUUAUACAUCUUUAAAAAGGUUUACUUAUCUUCAUAUUUUUUUGCUAAUUUUUGCUUUAAAAAAUUUAGUGAGAAAGUCGAUAUUUCGAUUCCUUUUGUUUCUACGUGGCCAAGUUCAUAAUAAUCGUUAUAUUUACAAAUUCUGUGUUUAAUUCGUAGUUCUUAGUUUUUCAUCUGCAAAAAUUCUACCCAGUUUGCUUCUUUCAAGUUCAGAAUGAUUUUCUUCUAUCUCACUUCCCUCGUUUUAUAUCAUAUCCUUGUUUGUGUGAAGAAGAAAUGUUAUUGAUUAUAUUUAUUUCGUUCUCUCUUACUUUUUCAGCGUUUCUCAAUUCCUCCGAGCAUCUAUGUAACAGUUCGUCACCAAAUUCUCAAGAGACCUCAGGACGCCUUGGCAUUGUGGGUAGAGGAUGUACGCAGGGACAGUUUUAAGGUUUGCCUCAGGGAAACGAAGAUUUUUGAUGGGCUGCAUAAAAACAUCAAGGUGGUAAGUGAAUUCCUUUUGUCACCUGUUACAUGUUUGAAAGUAGACUCACACGACAACCAAGCUGUUCCUCGCUUGCUGCAACUUACAGGGGCUGGGCUCUACCAGAACCCAGUUGUCACUGGCGCUCUACCUUUGCCCUUUGCCUACUAGGAAAUCGUAGCUUUUUUCAUAGAGAUCCUAAGUUGGGUACCCUGUGAUUUACACGGCUUCAGAGAAAUGGGCUCCCUUAUCUUAGAACACAACGUUGACAUGAGGAAGAAUAUAUUGAUAACAUUGUCAAUACUUUGUCACUUGUCCUUCAGGACUGGAUAGCAUUUGUUAAGCUGAUGACGCUGAAUUCCACCUUGAUCCAUGGCCUUGUAACAACAAAGAAUAACUCACCACUAAACAAGCAACAAAACAACGCUCUCUGUCAGGUAAAGUAACUAAUCAACUAUACUGUUUUGGUUUCUCAGUCACUUAUAUUGAUAAAUAGAAAAUCUUUCAUAAGUUCAUGGAGCUCUAAUGUUGUUAUCGUCAACUAUUUAAACAACAUAUAUCAUAUACCGCAUAUGUGUAGAAAAACUUAAGAACGCUGAUUCUUUUCUUGUCUUUUUUUUUUUUUAGAUAAUAAAGUUCACUGAUGCUUUCUAUGCUCCUCCGGUAGUAAUGGUUUCACCAAGACUCAGUUACCACAACAACAACUCCCGUUUCUCGGCUUCUGGAACUUGUAACGCAGUUACUGCGUGGAUUCAGGUAACAUAUAUGAAACUUGGAGCCAUUUUUCUUAGCCCAUUGCGUCUUUGGGCUGCCUUCUUAUCUUUUCCCUUAUAACUUACUUUUAGCAUUGUCUCUGUUUCAAUUCUUCAUGUCGUUUAAGGAGUCCAAAAAAGUUUUUUUGUUUUGUUUUUUUCCAAUUUUUCCAACCAACCUGUGCACGCCACGGUUUCGCUUUCUAAACGACCUUGGUGUACCUAGUGACAUAGUAGUUAAGGUAAGAAAAUACCUGAUGACGCUUAAUGAUUGAUAAUCUGAUACUUGUAAUUAUUGUGUCUAGCAUACCUUUACAAACGAAACCGAGGUGUGUAUGAGAAGAUACAGCAAUAACGCCAAUUAUAAGGACAUCGUACAACUUGAUUACCUGGUGAUUGGAGGUACGUAAACAAUCUAUCAAAACUUUGGUCAAGUCUUUAUGCUGCAGUGUAUUAAGUACAUUUUAUGACAUCAAUCUUUUGAAGUUUUUUAAUGGAGAGCUUUUUUUCUCUAAUUAAUGCUAUUUUUUGUUGUCUCUAUUUCUGGGAAUUGUAGAUUUGGUUGACUGAAAGAACAUGUUACUACUAUAAUUUCGUAGCAAUAAUUUUGUGUAUUGAAGAAAAUGAGAUUUUUUUAAGAAAAUUUUAAAGUCUACAUUUCUUUGGCACACUGGUUCUCCUGAUCACGAAAUUAACAGGCUCAUAUGUGAUGUCAUAAUACAAAAAUUCAAAAAUGAAAAACGCCAGUGUUGUUGCAUCUAACUGCAAUGCAUCUUAUUUACACCUUAAAGCAGUUUCAGCUUGUAAAUUGGACGAAAUUUGUGUAGAAUCUUGUAUCUAAAGUCACGUGUUCUUUAAUUUACGUGAUAGUUUCUUAAUAUACGUCAGAACCCCUUUGUUUCCGAGAGGCAUCCGAGUGAAGACUUGCACGAAUGGUGUGACAAAAUGGCGGUAAAAAUUUGAACGUGUCAAAAAAUUCUCUUUAAUAACAUUGUGUUCAAAGCAAUUUUUUUUCCUCGCACAUUCUUAUAGUAAUGUGCAUUUUCAAGUCUAAAAAAAAUAACUUUUUAAGUUAUGGGCGCUUUAAAUCUAUCUGUUGUUAUUUGCUUAAUUAUCUUCAGACUUGGAUCCCUGCAUAGACGUUACGUGUUAUUAUCACAGCUUCUGUAAGGCGUUUGGACCCCAUGAUGCACGCUGUGUAUGUGUGGAUAGCUGCCCAUCUNUAUAAGGACAUCGUACAACUUGAUUACCUGGUGAUUGGAGGUACGUAAACAAUCUAUCAAAACUUUGGUCAAGUCUUUAUGCUGCAGUGUAUUAAGUACAUUUUAUGACAUCAAUCUUUUGAAGUUUUUUAAUGGAGAGCUUUUUUUCUCUAAUUAAUGCUAUUUUUUGUUGUCUCUAUUUCUGGGAAUUGUAGAUUUGGUUGACUGAAAGAACAUGUUACUACUAUAAUUUCGUAGCAAUAAUUUUGUGUAUUGAAGAAAAUGAGAUUUUUUUAAGAAAAUUUUAAAGUCUACAUUUCUUUGGCACACUGGUUCUCCUGAUCACGAAAUUAACAGGCUCAUAUGUGAUGUCAUAAUACAAAAAUUCAAAAAUGAAAAACGCCAGUGUUGUUGCAUCUAACUGCAAUGCAUCUUAUUUACACCUUAAAGCAGUUUCAGCUUGUAAAUUGGACGAAAUUUGUGUAGAAUCUUGUAUCUAAAGUCACGUGUUCUUUAAUUUACGUGAUAGUUUCUUAAUAUACGUCAGAACCCCUUUGUUUCCGAGAGGCAUCCGAGUGAAGACUUGCACGAAUGGUGUGACAAAAUGGCGGUAAAAAUUUGAACGUGUCAAAAAAUUCUCUUUAAUAACAUUGUGUUCAAAGCAAUUUUUUUUCCUCGCACAUUCUUAUAGUAAUGUGCAUUUUCAAGUCUAAAAAAAAUAACUUUUUAAGUUAUGGGCGCUUUAAAUCUAUCUGUUGUUAUUUGCUUAAUUAUCUUCAGACUUGGAUCCCUGCAUAGACGUUACGUGUUAUUAUCACAGCUUCUGUAAGGCGUUUGGACCCCAUGAUGCACGCUGUGUAUGUGUGGAUAGCUGCCCAUCUUACAAAGAACCCGUUUGCUCAUCAAAUGGCACAACGUACGACAACAGAUGUUUGUUUGAAAGAGAAGUUUGUCUACAUCGACUAAACUUUACCGUGCAACAUCCUGGCAGCUGUGAAGGUUAGUACACUUGUUUUUGAAGCUGUUAAAAAGUGAUUUUUGUUUUUAUUAGAUUUCAGUAUUAAUCCCUUAGUGAAUUUUUCGAAUGAGCUAUUUACUUACCCAUGUAAUCUGGAGGGAAAAACGGCGAUAGAUGCAUGACUUUAUGGAAGUACAGAAUUUUACGUAAUUUUGCUAAAACGUUUUGUCAUGCACAGGAGCAAUACUAAUAAAAAUACUGUACGAAAAAGUGGCGGAUACACUUAUGUUUUAAGCAUUUUCAGUUAAUACUCAACGAAAAUAUUUGUUUUUUUAUAUAUGUAUCACUGAGGCAAAUUUGAAACUGAUUCUUCUCUCUGAGAUUGUAGUAUAGUAGUAGUGGUAGUAGUAGUAGUAGUCGUUUGCAUUCCGUACUCGGACGUAGCUCUGCCUAACAUAUCUGGAUAACGUCCUUUCCUAGAACGUUGGAUGUUCACUUUCCUUUCCUUUAGCGCUAAUAGGCCUGACCAGUUGCCACUGUGUAGCUCUGCUCAAGAUGCAAGUUCUAAUCUCUCCAUGACUGCUUGCCAUGCUAUUGACCUAAUGCAGUGACAAGCGACACAUUGUCCGCUGCGAACUUUCCCCUGGACUUCUAUGGUUGAGAGUAACAACCCUCUUUAUAAGAACCACUCAUUUGCUGCUUUGUUAACAUUUUGUAAGUUCUGGGUAAAUGCCCUUUGCUCCGCAUGCUUGUCAUACUAAUCUAUAGUUCAUUUUGAAAUGUGUUUUCUAGGAUUUCCUUUUCAGCGUGGUCGUCGCCACAUGCCACAUAUUCCAUCCUUGGGCUACUCUCACUGUCUUGCCAUUCAUUUCAAACCGUUUGUGUUUUACCCUGACAAACCCAUCCAAGUGCAGAUAACUGUCAAUCAUAUGGAUACCAGUGACAAAUCGUAUGUCCAUGACGCGGCAGUAUCGUGGGUUGAAAAUGUGAAUAACGACGGAUUCACUGCUUGUGUGAUGGCGGCAGGAUAUAACGAACGAAAGUCGUAUGCUAACGUGACAGUUGAUUGGAUGGCGUACCAAGGUGCUCCGGUAGGUGGCGUGACUGGUGAAGUGCGCAUGUCACAGUGGUGGACUGGUACGACUUGUGCGACUGUCAUGUUUCCUACAGUGAGUGGCCUUUGUUGGGUUUUCUUGUCCUUUCCAUUCUUUUCAAGAUCAUAUCUUUUGAAACGCCUCACUUCUACUGAGGUCACUCAGUUAAUAACAGAUCGUCUUUAAUAUGCAUCAGCAGUGAUUUGUCGUUCUGGUGCAGCCGUACACUUAUUACCAAUAGUCGAACAACGUCAUAGUAGUACAAAUUAUUCGUUUACCAAUUUCCAGCAUAUCACAAAUGCCCUGGGUUCCUUUUUGCAAAAAUACGAAAUUGAUUCCUGUUCGCGGCUUUCUAAGAGUUAAGAGUUUUUUUUUUUUUUUUUUUUUUUUUUAUUAACAGAGAUCUUUAUUACCACUACAUCACUUACAACACUUUCACUACAAAAUUUAAGGUUACAAAAAAUUACAAUUAAGAAUUAAGAUUCCAACGAUUAAUACAACAUACACUGCAACCAGGCUUGCUUCACGCAUACGUAGAUUAGAUUAUAAUCAUUUACAGUAAGGAGAGGAGAGGCUUCCAUUGUGAAAAAAGUUAAGAGUUGCCUAACUCGUUUUUAUUUUUCAGGGAAAAUUCUCUGUGAUACCGUCGGUAUUUGUGACUGCCAAACAUUACAAUCCAGGAUUAAAACGUGACGCAGCAAGCGUAUGGAUUGAAGAUGUCACACAAUCAUCCUGCAAAGUUUGCUUGAGAGAACUGCAAAACUACGCUGGAUCACACCAAGACGUUGUUGUUGUAAGUAACGCUAAUCUCAUGGAAUCGAACGAACAGCGUUUUUCGUUGGAAACUAAGUGCAGCAGACUGGUAUCUUUCUCCAUCUCAUCUUUUCGCUCUUUUACGCUUCCAGCAGUUGGUCCAGCAGAGAUGCACGAUUCCCGGGGGGGCCCCCCGGGGCACGAUUUUUUGCUUGAAAAUAUAUUUUCCUCCAUCUGUUUCCUCUUCAUCCGGCUUUGUCAACCCAACAAUGUUAUUGCUUUCUUGUAACCCUUGUAACCUGCUUGUAACCUAAGAUGUCGGUGGCUGUUUUAUAUAAACCUUGUUGAGAGAUUACCAUUUUAUUUUCGACGUUGACACAAUCUUUUUGUAGUUAGGACGUGAGACUGAAAAAGAAUUCUUUCUUUUUAUUGUUAUUUAUUUAUUUAUUUACUUUAUUUCAGAAUUGGUUAACGUUUUCAUAUCUUGACGAGCCUCCCUUCUCAGAACACAAUUCGAUUUACUUUUUGAAUGAUAAACCUCCCGCUCAGAGUCAUUAUAAUGCCUUCUGCAAGGUCAGUAUUCCAGUCCUUUCAUUAGUCUUUUGGGUUUCAAUUCCCGUCACAGUGCAGUUAAUUUUAUUGAAUAAAUUUACUAUCAGAGAGCAAAAGAAAACGGUUCCCCUAUCAUGUCUCUAGUGAUGGUAGUUACAUUUAAUCAGUUUAUCAGUCUGCCUGUCAUAUUUCAGUAAACAUUUAAAAUGAAAAUGAAAUAUAGAUCAUAAAUGCCCUUAUGUGGAAAAAGUCUUUACCUUUUUAUAAGGUUUUAUAAUUAUGUAAUUUCUUUUCACAGGACGCUACUUUUAAUAAAGUUUAUAACUCAACUCCACAUGUGUUUGUUUCUGCCAAUCAUUCCACCAAAAAUGGAAGUCAGAGUCCAAUUCAUAACAGCAUAGCUGAGUGGGUAGAGGUAUGUUUUUAGUUAUUUAUUUAAUUAUUUUCUUUUCAUUUAUUUUAUGAAUUUCUGUAACAUACCACUUGCAACCACACCUACAUGUGUUGUGUGGAUGUUUAAAAACCUUAUGAAAAUACGAGUGACUGUAAUUAACACUCUCUAUUUUACAAUACAGAUAGCGUUCUAUUGAGAAUAACAGCUUAUAGAAUACAAAACGUGCGAAAAACAGCACAAAAGUUAAAUUUUAUCCGUUUAAAUAACGAUCGGGCAUAACCCUUGGCUAGUAAAAUGGCCAUGAAUUAUGGAACGUCGUUAAAACUGUGUUUAAAAAAGCUGUGUAGCUGUAUAGCAGAAGGUAAGCAAAUGUUGACAAACAAAAAGCAAUGAGAAAACUAAAAUUGAUAUUAAGCAAGAGAGAAUGAGCUAAGCGUGCGAAUCCCUGUGCCCCAUGAUGAUUAUUUGAAAUAUAUUGAAAGUUCGCACGCGUGGGAUGAAGGUUCUACUUUCCCGUGAACGCGACAUAUUUCGCCUCCAAACAUUUGAAGUUUGACAGCAGUUAAAGCAAUUAUCGCAUGAGAGGUUUAAGUUGUUGACAUGUAAUAACGCGCACUCAAUUGUCCUCUUUCCUCUUCCCUUUGAAGCCCUGUCAUGCAAACUUUUUGAACAGGGUUGAUCACUUCUUAAUAUGCGUCAAACUGAGAAAUAUGGAACGUCUUCUGGUCAAGACCUACCUGAACUGUUGUAUAGUUUUUUUUCUGCUAGCAAGGGAGAAAAUACACCGUCCGCCGUCUGUGUGAACUACUUAAUGAGCUGAUAAACAUCCCUUUCUUGCAGUACAUCAACAAGACAGGCUUUCGUGCUUGUGUCAAAGAAUUAUAUGAAGCAAAAUAUGACCCAUUGUCAGUAACGUACACAGUUUUGUCAGGUACUACUGCUACAAAACUAAUCAUAAACUUCAGUACUUACCAAAUCUGUGAAUAACAAAAAAGCAAUACAAGCAAUACACAAAAGGAAUGCACAAAAACUGGAAGAAAUAAAAAAAAAAUGUAUUUGGGUGGUGAUGAAAAACAACGUUCAUCUCCUUUUCCAAAUAGAUAUUAAUGUGUAUAAUAGAGUGCUUUAUAAUACUUGCAGUUGUCUCUCUCUUACGUAUUGCCUUUAUUUUGUCCUGAACAAAAAGCUUCUGCUUUUCCAUUUCCUUUUUUAAUCGCAAAACCGGAAAUAACAAAAAUGUUCGAAGUGCAUAAUUGCACCUAAGGCUAUACAUUUAAGCAAUGUCAUUUUGCACUUCUCUAAUUCCUACUCUGUAUACGAGCAGACAUCUGUCCAUCUGGAUGGGAUUACUUCAAUGGAUACUGCUAUUUAACAAGCUCUGUAUGCGCACCUUGGGUGACUGCUGUGUCCAACUGUUCAGCAAUGAACUCACAUCUGGUAACAGUACACAACCAAGAAGAAAAUGUCUACAUUCAGCACCGUCAUAAUGGAGAGCGAUCAUGGAUUGGACUUAAUGACCGAAGCGUUGAGGGAUCAUUUGUCUGGACAAACAAGGAAAUAACCAGUUUUCGGUUCUGGGCUCCGCAACAACCAAACGACUGGAAAAACGAAGACUGUGUUCACACUCUGGGUGCCAAUGAUGGCUACACUUGGAACGAUGUGUCCUGCGAUAACUGCUAUAACUUUACUUGUGUUCAAGGUAAAAGCGGUCAUCAGGUCCGUUUUACAACUUACAUUAAAUGAUCUGUUAGUUGGCACCUGAGGUAAUCUUAUCUUCUGCAAAGAGUUGUGGUUCACUUCAAUAUUUUAUGCUAGAAAUGUAGCCAAAACGACAAAAAAACCACCCAAUGUUAGCGCGCAUGAAUGUAGUAUCAUCUUUCAGUCAUAGUUAGUAGAGAAGACUGGUUAUGAAAGCUGGCAAACGGAAUCAAAGCUUAAGAUUUUAACAUAGGUGCUGCAGUUUAUGUUGGUAGCUAUCUUCUUUUUUUCUCACAAAAUGCGAAUGAAUAAAGUUAGGCAAUGUUUUUAUCGCCUGUGUACAGAUCCCCCUUGCCCUUUUUGAGGGGAGGGGGCGUCCGUACACAGGCUACGAUUUUAUUGGUGAAAAGGAUCAAAAUGAUAGGAAUGCUAUUGAACUUUUCACAACGUCGGAUGAGUCCAAAAAAAGGUAACCAAAAAAAACAUAUACUGGUAUAAUAAAGACGUUUGUAGGGCUUCGAAGGCACUCCACUUUUAUUAACUAUUUUUCAGUUUAUGUUUCAAACCUGACCGACUAUGUCAACGUAAAAAUGGGCUCGCGACCGAGCUUAUUAGACAGUUGUUAAGGUGUCAUAACGUGAGGUGGAAGCAUUGUGUCCAGUGUUUGGUAAAAUUCAUAGAAAUUUCGCUUUUUCUUUUCAAGAGUUUUAUGAUGAAUUCAAGUUGAGAAUAUCAUUUCAGAAAAUAAGCACUUAGCAAGGUUAUCAACUAUAGAACAUGUGAGUGAAUGAAACACCGUGAUUUCUUUUAGAAAUUGACGAAUGCACAACUAACGAUCACAGAUGUAAUGUGAAUGCUGCUUGCCAGAAUACUGCGGGCUCAUACAAAUGUACUUGCAAAGUUGGAUACUCUGGAAAUGGCCGCAAAUGUGUUGGUAAGUACUGAAGUUUGCUAUAAAUGUCUUCCAUAUUUUGCCCGUUUGUUCGCAAACUGAUCAACUUAGUUGUCCUCUGUUCUGAUUUUAUUUAUAGACUAAAUAAAUAUGCUUUAUAGUGUAUACACAGAACUGUUAUGAUUUUUUGUGGUCGAAACUUUCUAAUUAGCCCUUAGUGGGUAUUUAAUCGGAAUUUUAAGCAGUAAAAGAAUAUUUGCACUAAUGUGUGGAACAACCUUUUACACGAAUUUUCAUUCCUUCAAUCAAAACAAUUACGAACUUCCGUUUGGGGACAUAUUUGUUUUGACUUUAAGAACUUCACUGGUAAUAACGUAAAAGUUUGAGUUGAUUUAAAAAAGACUCGAAAAUGAAAAUUUCACUUUUAGGCCUCAAGGUCGCCCCAAUUCAGACUGAAGGCAAUAAAAAGCCCCCAGGGGUCUGACAUGUCUGAAUGAGGAAAGUCGGGAGGAAAUGUCAAGGAAGGUAUUACCUUGUUGUUUUCGGCGCAUGAAAUCAAUGUUUUAUAAUUUUGUCUUUGUUUUUAGAAAUCGACGAGUGUAAGAGCAAAACCCAUAACUGUAACAAAAAUGCGUUAUGUAAGAACACUGAGGGGUCUUUUACUUGCACCUGCAAUCGCGGUUACAAGGGAGAUGGGAAGAAGUGUAGAGGUAUC
This is a messenger RNA of Porites evermanni, 9994 nucleotides long. The record is from the annotation of a GenBank genome assembly. NCBI's taxonomy places the organism in Eukaryota, Metazoa, Cnidaria, Anthozoa, Scleractinia, Poritidae.